GGAGGAGGGAACACAUGUGAAACAUCAAAUGUAAAAGACAGAGGAUGCAACACGCAGGAGAAACACAGAGAAACACAUCCAGCUACUAAGAAUGAGUGAAACUCCAAAAGAGCUCGAGCCUCAGCUAUCAGUCCAGCCAUCGUCACAGCCAGAACCUGAGAGGGGCCUACAGCCUCCACCACUGUUUCAGCUGCUACUCCCCACCCAAGGUCCCUCCUACACCCACCAACAGAGCCAGCUCCAGUCUGAGCUCCAGUUGUCUGAGUCUAACCCCGAGCACCAGCGCCAGAAUCCUCAGAGGAUAAAUCAUCAAAGGCGGCUUCUCCUCUUUUUUGGUUUCUCCUUGUGUGCUUCUUUUUGGGGGCUUAUUUACUAUAUGCAUCAUAAUCUUCAAAAUAAACACACUAACCAGGCAAGCAAAGCGACUCCAUGUCUCUCCCCGGCCUGUCAGUGGGCCUCAGCCCGUCUGUCCAUGUCUGCUGAUCCCUUCACGCAGCCCUGUGAUUACUUCUUGUUCACAUGUGGCUCUGGCAGACUUUCAGCAGACAGCGGGGUGAGGCAGAGAGGUCAGGGCAUCCCUGGACACUCGCAGAACCCGAAGGAAAAGCCUGUUUGGCCAGGACGUAGUAAAGAAGACAGAGAAUUGACAGAGGAGAAAAUACUGGACAGAAAAACUAUGCUGCUGCAGUAUCUCAGGGAGAUUUUGGAAUCAAGUGACAAACGAGAAAGUUCAGCAGUGCAGAAGGCCAAAGGAUUUUACCGUUCCUGUUUGGACACCAAAUCUAUAGAGACUGCUGGAGCAGAGCCCUUCCUCACACUCAUCCAGAAACUGGGAGGCUGGGCAGUGUCAGGCCAGUGGAAUCGGACUGAUUUCAACUCCACCCUGAGCAUACUCAUGAGAGACUACGCCACUUUUCCAUUCUUCAACCUCUACGUGGGCAAAGACCGAAAUGAAAUUGCCCGCGGGACGACCAAACGAUACAUACAGAUUGAUCAGCCUGAUCUGUUGAUCCCGAUUGAAUGGAACAGCAAGACCUUGAAGUCUCAAGCUAAAACUCAGACGCUACGUCCGUUUUUGGCAUCAUGUCAGAGGUACUUGGCGCUGUUGGGGGCCCCGGACAGCAGCAGCAUGAUCCACGUGGGCACGUUCAUCUCUCUGUCGUCUGAGCUCGCUGUGGCUGCUGCACCUCUGCAAUAUCGCCUGUCGAAGGGGCAGCUCUAUCAGCGCAUGACCAUCAGAGAGCUGCAGAUCCAGGCCCCUGCCAUUGAUUGGCUGGGCUGUCUGCAGGCUGCUUUCCAUCCACUGCCUCUCAGCGAAGACGAUCAUGUCCUUCUGCAUAACUCACAUUACAUUGUGCAAAUGUCCCGCAUCAUUGGCAAAUGGCUGAACAAGCACGAGCUGAGCACCAGCGGCCCCGUUCACACUUACAUGGUCCUCAAUCUGCUGCACACCCUGAUGCCUGCUCUCGACUCCAGGUUUUCUGAAACGGAGAAGAAUUUGUCUGUGGCUCUGGGUGACACUGAAGGGGUAGCCCCUCGCUGGAAACGCUGUGUGUUAGACACUGAGAGAGGAUUUCACUCAGUUCUUACACACCUCCUCAGUGAAAGGACAGCUCACAAAGAGGCAGAGGAGAUUAUUCAAAAUAUCUUUUCCUCCUUCAAAUCCAAAUCACAUGAACUUAAGUGGACAGAUCAGAAGUCUCUCCAGACUGUCAUGAAAAAGGUUCAGUCUCUAAUCCCAAGACUUUGGACUACAAAAGAGUUCUCCAGUGAACUUGAGCUUGACCUGCUUUUUUCCAAGGUGACGAUCAGUACACGUGGCUUCUUCUCCAACUACGUCCAGCUGCUGUCCUUGUGGCAAAAGAGACGCAGUCAGCUCUUGACUGAGCAGGCUGAGGCUGCUGAUAUUCUGUCUGUCACACCAUUUCUUCUGGGUAAUGAAAUCCUCUUUCCCAUGGGAAUGUUUGUCCCCCCUCUCUUCCAUCCAACCUAUCCCAGGGCAGUGAAUUAUGCUGCAGUGGGUUUCCUUAUUGCCAAAGAUAUCCUCCACUUGAUUCUGCCUGACAUUUACUCUCAGAGUGAGACUGUGCGUGCUGUGGGGGAAUGUGUGUGGGCUCACUACCUCACUGUGACAGAAAAAGCAGGCCGAGGUGGAGUGUUUUCUCUCUCAGCGGCGCAGCAGCAGGAGGUGUGGGUGCAGUACUCUGCACUGCAGAUAGCACUGCAGGCUUAUCAUCGGAGUCUAAAGAAUCAUCCGAGUGACACAUCCAUCUCAGGACUAUCACACACUCGUCUGUUUCUCACAUCUUUUUCCCAGGUUAAUUGUGACUUAGACCCAUACCGUGAAUUCAUGCCCUUGGAGCCUUCCUUCUUGAUUACAGUGAUUUGUGCCAAAUCUGACCUCUGUCCUACAAGCUUGCAGUGCCUCAAUAAAACCCAGCAGCAUUCAUUAAAAACCUGCUGAGUACACUCCACAAAAGACCGGCAGGUUUGUUUUUUAUAUAUAUAUAUAGUUGUUAAUUAUUAUGAAUUGUCGGGGAAAACGAUCCACUUGGUGCUUCAGAAAUUAGGCACACUGUUGAUGUUUACAAACUGUUGCUACAAGGACAAUUUAUUAUAACAUAAUUAUGGUGAGAAUACCUACAGUAUGUACAGAUAAAAACAGUAGCAUUUUUGUAUCAGUUGUUGUUAUUAAGAAAUAGUUGGACUUCCAUAGAUUGCACAAGCUGUUACAUAUUCAUGUCUU
Molecule: messenger RNA, 2746 nt
Organism: Plectropomus leopardus (leopard coralgrouper)
Lineage: Eukaryota; Metazoa; Chordata; Actinopteri; Perciformes; Serranidae
Gene: kel
Product: Kell metallo-endopeptidase (Kell blood group)
Biological process (GO): protein processing
Cellular component (GO): plasma membrane
Molecular function (GO): metalloendopeptidase activity
Source: RefSeq, a predicted model, not a curated record